AACGGUGUAGAAAAUGUGGACAACUAUAUGUAACGCUAGACCUACGUUCUUGAUUUAAUGGUGUCAAAAAUGUCAUCAAUGUAUGAGACGAAUAAACCUUCGACCUUGAUAAACGAUACCAGGUGAUCGUUACAUUAUUUUCGUAAGUUGGGGUCGUGUAAUAUCGGCAGCCUUCGGCUAGCCGAAUAAGGUACCUUCCAUUCGUACGUACUGUACCUUCGAACGAAGGUACUGCUGUCGAAUGCGUAUGUACCUUUACGCAUUCGAAGGUACGAAUGAAAUAAAUAAAGUAGACUGCAUAUAUAUACGAAAAGUACGAAGGUACUUUUUAUUUAGCCGGCCGAAUCACCUCCGACCUAUCGAAGGUCAUUCGUCACCCAUUUUCGAAAAUUCACAGAGAUCCACCACUCGGUUAUACCACCGCAACCUCUGGCCGACCUUGUCAACCCUGUGCGCGAUCACUUAAAAAAACCGAAACCGAAACUCAAAUCCUGCUGAUCGAAGAACACGACAAUAAAACACUGCGUCGCCAGCGCUCUAAACGACGGAUCUAAACGACGGUCAAAGAGCUGACCUGUACAGAGCAGGCCUGUACGUCGCGGCUAAUUUUUAUCACAGAGGUUGCAAUAUAAAAUGGUGCUCGAGGCCACCAUGCUCUGCAUCGACAACAGCGACCAUGUUCGCAACUCGGACUACCUUCCUUCAAGGCUGCAGGCUGAGGGGGAUGCCGUCAACCUUCUGGCUGGGGCUAAAACACAGUCAAAUCCUGAAAAUAGCGUUGGUGUCCUCAGUCUCGCAGGCAAGGUUCCUAGGGUUCUAGUUACUCCAACCGAUGAUCUCGGGCAGGUGCUCAACGCUGUCCAUGGCAUAUCCACUGGCGGCUCAAUCAAACUCUCAACAGGAGUCCAGGUUGCGCAUCUGGCGCUAAAACAUCGUCAAAACAAACACCAACGCAUGCGAAUCGUGCUUUUUGUAGGAAGUCCUGUGUGUGCUAGUAAAGAUGAGCUUACAUCAGUCGGGAAAAAGUUACGAAAGUGUAAUGUUGCAGUUGAUGUGAUCAGCUUCGGGGACAUAGAGCAGAACUCAGAGAAGUUGGAAGCUUUCGUCGCCGCUGUCAACAAAAAUGAUAAUAGUAACAUCGUCACCGUUCCACCAGGCGCCAUCAUCGCUGACGUGCUUUUAAGCACACGGGUCUUCAUGGCCGAUGAUAACAUCACAAAUGGUGCCAGCAGCUUUGCUGCUGCUGCCGCUGCAGCUUCAAGCCAGGCUGCAGUUAGAGGGUAUGCGAGGGAUGGUGCAAUUGCAGACGGUGCUGAUGAUCCUGCUCUCAUGUUAGCAUUGCGUGUAUCGUUAGAGGAGGAGCGUGCGAGACAGGAAGCUCAAAUGAAAGACACGGACGAUGCAAGUAGUGAGGAGAAGAACGCUGCAGCACACCUCAUCUGCGCACAAGAUACAAUAGCUAAAGGAUCGGGCAAACCUCCUUCCCCAAUCGUCGAUCCUUUGUCGUUGGACGAAGAAGCGCUUCUGCAGCGUGCCUUCGCCUUAUCCAUGGCAGAGGAACACGCCAUCACUACAGGUAAGACUGGAAACGACAAUCAAGAUACAAUGACAGGCUCCGAUGCUGGUUUGCAGAUGGAGAGUCAAGAGAAUACAAUAAGCUUGGCCGCUCAUGCUGCUGACUUUCAGGAUAAUGAACCAUGCAUUGACCCGAUCCUUUCCUCUCUACCUGCUGGUGAAGGCGAUGAAGAAAAAGACUCGCCACGGGAAUCUCGUCGAUCGCAGCAGGAAUCUAAGCAUUCAAAAACCUCUUAAACCAGCAAAGAAGACAAGACACUGCUGAAAACCGCUUGCCACACACUCUUUCCUCCAAGGUUUCGCCACAAUCUAAAGUGCAACCCGGGCAAAUAAGGAAAACUUGUGGUGCAUUUGACCAAUCCGGAUUCAUGAGGACGCCGGUUUUAUCCCGAUUCUGUUAUCAAAGUGUCUCAGCUUUUAAUCUUCACGAUACCUGAGUGCUCAUCGAUAGUUUUUGCGUAUGCGGGCGGAAGAAUGUGAAAAGCCCCUAGUGCGCUUAUAGCUGAUACUAUUGCUAGUGUCAUCGAAGACAUCAUGAGCGCGCGUUGGGUAACCCUGUUAUCAUAUCCCUGUGACAACAAGAAUUUCAGUGCUCAACCGGGCAGACAUGUCUUUGCAGAAAGGAAUUGAGUGGAAGACCUCGAUUUCUGCUUCAAUAUCGGUCCUUCGAGUGUCGCCACGUGGCGAAGAUAACAGCAAAAUGGCGAUCAUGACAAAGAUGAUGCUGACGAUAGCCGUCACGCGACUGUCACGGAGCGAUAUCAAGUAUUUUCGGGGAAACACAUACAACGUGCACGACGAUACCGACCUUGAAUGGCGACCACCUUGACCAAGGUAACAAAGAGCGAAUGCGCCGAUCCUGGUUCCAAAGAAGAAAGAAAAUUUCGAGAACUGUGCUCAAGUUCACAAUAAACAUCAACUCACAGCAAAAGUGCGAGGGCGAGAACCCCACUGCCGACGCCCAUGAUAAGGGACAUUUUCGAAACUUAAGAGUUGGACUCUUUCGGAAAGAGUUCUGGGGAUCGUCGAACCGUUCAACGGAGAACGAGUGUACGAGCGAAAAAUAUAAGCCGAGAUAAGCGGAGUUCGGCCGUACGUAUGGAAGACUAGUGUAAGAUUUUGACAUUAUAAUCAUGCAUG
Molecule: messenger RNA, 2715 nt
Organism: Micromonas commoda
Lineage: Eukaryota; Viridiplantae; Chlorophyta; Mamiellophyceae; Mamiellales; Mamiellaceae
Exons: 3
Coding region: 634-1812 (392 amino acids)
Biological process (GO): proteasome-mediated ubiquitin-dependent protein catabolic process
Cellular component (GO): proteasome regulatory particle, base subcomplex; cytosol; nucleus
Molecular function (GO): polyubiquitin modification-dependent protein binding
Source: RefSeq, a predicted model, not a curated record